AUGGAAGAUAAUAACUCAACCUCUCAUCUUGGUAAACGAAAGCGCACAGCAACACCAGAAGCCACGCAUCCACCCGCCAACGCAAAACAACCUUCACUGCAGACCUCGCUGAAGGACACUCUGCUAUCGAUCCGGAAGCACGAUACAACUCCUUCGUUACUCAAAUUCCCAAUACCGACCUCCAAUUCAGAAGCCCCAGACGUAAAGCGGGCGCGUCUCGCUAAUAUCGAAUCCACCAAUGAGACAAUUGAAGAGAAGAUUCUCGCCGGUACCUAUACAUCUUUUGAUGCGCUGAAGCAAGAUGUCAACGUUGUGAAAGCCGCGCUGCUUAAUGAUGUCUCGAGCUCAAAUACGAACGGAGAUUCAGAUGGCCACUCUUUGUCCAACAUUGAAGAACAGCUGGACGAGGUGUUCCACGUGUUGUCAAAAUGCGAAGGAGGUAACAAUAAGCACGCGAACGGCGUCAAGGUCAAGACAGAGACUGAGGAGUUGGCAAAAGCAAUUCCGAUUACUCCAGCUCCGAAACAUGUCAUCACCCUACGCAGCUACCUUCCCGGAGUCACCCCAGCACAUAGCACUUCUAGUGUAUUGUUCUCGGGUCUGGAACUGAAUCAACAGAAUGAUGACGUUGACGAAUCUAUCCUCCCAAAUGGGAUUCAGCUUACCGACUUCACGGUUGUUGGGACCACCGAAUCCAAACCCAAGCGGACCACAAAGGUCUUUGGCGAGUUUGCCCGACCACCGAAUCAAUACGCAAAGCUCCAGCCGCCACAGCCUUCCUCUAACAGAACUUUUGGUACUACCUCUCUGAGUUUCACACCGUAUCUCCCACGCACUAAUACAAACCUCCCAAUACACGGAGAUUUCAAGUUGACAAACCUGAGUACAGGCUCCUGGCUCUCGUAUGGCGCUGGAGGCGCUCGCGACAAAAGUCAGAUUAAAGGCAAGCAAGAAGAAAGUGAAGCCGGAGAUGCAUUGUUCACCUCGGCAUACUCAUCCUUUGCUCCCAAUAAAGACAAUUCGACUGUCAGGGGAUACCUGAUACCCGAACAAGACAGAAGCCGCUACUGGUGGCACAAAUAUGGAAGGCACAAAAUGAACAGAAUAUUCAAGGAGCAAGACUCUGAGGAACUGGUCAGCUCAGAUGUCGUUGCCGAGGAUGAGUUUGCAGAUAUGCCUGGUGUCAUUGACAACUUCCAACCUGAACCAUUGGAGGAUGCCAGGGACGAAAUUGAAGAUGCGGACGCUCUGCUUGAGGAGAUCUCUGGACUUAUUGAGACCUUGAGUUCAUACCAACGAAAUCGGAUGCUCGAGCUGAAGGUCAAUCCUACCAACCCAUAUUCUGUCAACUUGCCCCAACCGAGCGAGGCUGAGUUUGAUGUCUUUGAGAUGCUACGGGACCAACUCAAGAUAUUGAUUUCGUCGUUGCCUCCUUUCGCAGUGGCCAAAUUGAACGGUGAUCAACUAGAAGAUUUGAAUAUUUCCACCAAAAUCCUGGUCGAGCCGGCCGAUCAGCCGGGUACGGGUCGAUCGACGGUUGAAGAUUGGAGGCCACAAGUUGGACGACAACCUGUCGCGGCUCCUCCUGCUCGUCCUGCUGUUCCUCAAGGCAUACCCCGUGCAUACCCUCAAGGGAACGCGACGCAAACCCCAUACAAUACGCAGGCUCGUGCAUACAAUGCUUCGGCGCCAGCCAUUCCCAGUUAUGGCAUGAGGACAACGACAACGCCGAACUAUCAGACUCCUGCAGCACCACGACCCACGUACGCGUCGACGCCGUACCAAGCAUCCAACACGCCGUACAACAACCGUGCUACCAUCCAGCAAGUCCAGCGCAACAUGCAAAACGGGUACGGCAACUACAGCGCUGGGCCUGCUGCAGCAGUGCAGACCCAGACUCCCGCUUACGGUCCCCGCCCAAGCCAGCCAGGCUACCCGCAGCGACCGCCUCAGGAGAACCCUCUCUCGAUAGCCGGGCGUUCAGCGUCGCCUCAAAAGCCUUUGGCCAACGGGCAGAGUUACCCACCCAGACCGUAUCCAGGUCAGCCCCAGACGCCAUAUCAGCUGCCGAGACAACCAUCAGGAGGAACUCCUGGACUGCCGAGUGCGACGCCUAUUCCGGCGGGCCCGGCUGUUGCAAGUUACGGGCGGUACUCGAACACGCCGGAUCGAGCCAGUAGCGAGGCUAGUGCCUCUGCUGCGGCUGUCGCCGCUGGGACCGCGGGCCAGACCGUUGAAGUUUCUCGUUGA
Exophiala spinifera is the source of this 2250-nucleotide messenger RNA. RefSeq lists its product as uncharacterized. NCBI's taxonomy places the organism in Eukaryota, Fungi, Ascomycota, Eurotiomycetes, Chaetothyriales, Herpotrichiellaceae. The record is from RefSeq and is a predicted model, not a curated record. The coding region runs from base 1 to 2250 and encodes 749 amino acids. The transcript is spliced from 2 exons.